Messenger RNA from Myotis brandtii (Brandt's bat), 593 nucleotides. Its product is annotated as solute carrier family 22 member 6-like. Bases 33 to 422 code for a protein of 129 amino acids. The transcript is spliced from 2 exons. Lineage: Eukaryota; Metazoa; Chordata; Mammalia; Chiroptera; Vespertilionidae. The record is from RefSeq and is a predicted model, not a curated record.
ACCUCAAAAACAAAUGCCAAAUUGGUUUGCUAAUGAAAUGGGGGACAGAGGAGGCACCGAGGGGUGCCGGAGCACCUCGACAUUUAUGCCAGACACUAACCAGCCCGUCCUCCCGUGGGCCCCACAGGCAGACAGGCCUGGGGAUGGGCAGCACCAUGGCCCGCGUGGGCAGCAUCGCCAGCCCCCUGGUGAGCAUGACCGCGGAGCUCUUCCCCUCCAUGCCUCUCUUCAUCUACGGCACUGUCCCCGUGGUCGCCAGCGCUGUCGCCGCCCUCCUGCCGGAGACGCUGGGCCAUCCCCUGCCGGACACGGUGCAAGACCUGGAGAACAGGAGGAGAGGGAAACCGCAGCGACAGCAGCAAGAGCAGCAGAAGCAGAUGGUCCCGCUCCAGGCCUCGGCCCAAGAGAAGAAUGGAAUCUGAGCACGGAGAACGGGCCCUACAGAGCCCCACAGGGAGCGCCGGGCCUGCAGGGCCUGGGCCACCUGCACGAGGAGGGAGCAGGGGCGGUGGCUCAGGGUGGCACCUCCCAGGGGCCGCCCUGAACAGAUUCCACCGAGACCACAUCAUUAAAAGGGUUCUGUGGGCAGCGUC